AUGCUCUCUACCCAUAGCAAUGAGGUUCCCAUCUGGGGCCCUGCAUCUCUUGACCCCUGCAUGUUUGACUCGGGAGCGAAUGCGAACCCAAUGCCGGAAGCAUCUCGGUUUGCUGUUCAACCAGACCUAGCCAUGCAGUUUCCUGUCAACCAAUAUGCUAUCGCCUUCUCGAACGACCCUGACAAGAGCAUACCCGCAGGCACGGUUUGGGAGCACCGCCCCUCCGCCACGUCUCCUCUCAUGGCGCAAAACCACCAUUAUGUGAAUCCGCCAAGGUCAGGCAGCACGAUCAACACCGGCGGUGCGGGAAUGCUCCCCCGGCAUGACGGACAGACCGCAAGCCCAGCGGGCGAGGGCGGUCUUUUAAUUAUGCCACCGGAGCCGCAGGUUUUCAAAUGCCAAUGGAAAGGCUGUUUGAGCCUCAACGACUUCCGCCGAGAGGCAGACCUCCUUCGCCAUCUGAAGACGAUACACAUCUCGCCAGAAGCUUACCCAUGUCUUCUCAAUAACUGCAACAAGGUCUUUGGACGGAAGGAUCAUUUACAGCAGCAUCAGAGACGCCGCCAUCGCGAUGCUCUCGCCAUGGAAUGUGCGGCUUGA
This is a messenger RNA of Aspergillus calidoustus, 600 nucleotides long. The record is from the annotation of a GenBank genome assembly. Lineage: Eukaryota; Fungi; Ascomycota; Eurotiomycetes; Eurotiales; Aspergillaceae.